Polychytrium aggregatum is the source of this 1338-nucleotide messenger RNA. RefSeq lists its product as uncharacterized. The transcript has a single exon. Gene Ontology annotation, biological process: regulation of DNA-templated transcription. Gene Ontology annotation, molecular function: zinc ion binding; sequence-specific DNA binding. The coding region runs from base 120 to 1112 and encodes 330 amino acids. Lineage: Eukaryota; Fungi; Chytridiomycota; Chytridiomycetes; Polychytriales. The record is from RefSeq and is a predicted model, not a curated record.
UCCAUAGCCUUGCUUUGGUUCCGUCCAACUGCCAUCCUGCCGCGACUACUCGGUCCUCACCGCAUCCUGCACCUCCCCCGACGAUACAUCUCCCUGCCAUCUGCACUUGAGCCCUCUCCAUGAUGCUUGCCGACUCACGCCCUGCCAGCGACCUGUCGAGUCUGCUGACACCGCCCUCGACGACGCCGCCCUCGCCCAUCCCAUGCCACCGACCGGCCCUCAUCGCCGAGCCACCGAGCCCGCCCUCGAGCUGUCCUGACGAUGCUGUAGAGACUCUCUCCGAUGGCUCUGUCGGCUGCAGAUCCAAACGGCGGGCCUUGGACAUGGGCAUGGGCAUGGGCAUGAACAUGGACAUGGACACGGACGAGCCCAAGAGCCCUCUGGACCAGGACAGUCUCUCCCAUACGGCACAAGAGUAUUCGUUCCCACCCAGCACCCUGAGCAGCACCAGCAGCACCAGCAGCACCACCAGCACCACCAGCACCACCAGCACCACCAGCACCACCAGCACCACCAGCACCAGCACCCUCUUCCGGAGCACCCCCAAGGCGGGCCCAAAGCGGCCCAAGAACCGCUCCUUCCCCAAGAAGCAGAACCGCCAGUGCGACUACUGCUCCGUCACAACCACUCCGAUGUGGCGGCAUGGCCCCAUCCACUACCCGACCCUCUGCAACUCGUGCGGUGUCAAGUGGAAGCGUGGCAAGAUCCUGCAGCAUCUGCCUCCCGUCAAGCACUUUCACAUCAUGGGCGAGUCCGACAACCCCGAGUUGAUCCUGAAAAAGUACCCAAGGGACCCGCCGGCGCUGUCGCAAACCUCGAUGGCUUAUGCCGGCCGUCCGCUGUCCCCUCCGCCGUCGCCGCCGUUCGUGAACGUUGUGUGCUCGGGCGUCCUCCCGACCACCUCGCAAGUCGGCGAGCUGUCUGCUCUGCUCUCGGCGCUACCGCCGCAGAAGCUCAGCGUCGUCGUCAACUUUAUCCUCAGCCACUUGGUUUCCCACGACUCGAAGCGCGGUUUUGACCGUGGUGCCGAGAUUGACUUUGAUCUCAACCAGCUGGACGUGCAGCUCUUUGAGCAGCUCUUCCAGGUGGCCUCGGAUUUGAGGGUCAAUUAGUGCGGGCCCUGUCCAGUUGCGCUCUGCCAUCGCCGAGACUGACUGGGACUGGGAGUGCAUCUUGUUGCUUUCAAUCCCAUCUUCUCCCAUCGGCGACUCGAUUCGGCGCCUUGCUCGGCAACUUUCCCGCAAACUAUUUAUCGCCUGCCUACUCCUCCUCCUCCUCCUCCCUCCUCCUCCUCCAUCCCGACUGCACAUUCUCUUCUCCUUCCCGUGCACGAUCCUG